Messenger RNA from Ictalurus punctatus (channel catfish), 9957 nucleotides. It is a transcript of the gene sertad2b, whose product is annotated as SERTA domain containing 2b. Bases 6126 to 7190 code for a protein of 354 amino acids. Gene Ontology annotation, molecular function: transcription regulator activity. The record is from RefSeq and is a predicted model, not a curated record. The transcript is spliced from 4 exons. Lineage: Eukaryota; Metazoa; Chordata; Actinopteri; Siluriformes; Ictaluridae. Gene Ontology annotation, cellular component: nucleus.
GAGAGAGAGAGAGAGAGAGAGAGAGAGAGAGAGAGAGAGAGAGAGAGAUGUUCUGUCAUUCUGCAAUUUCUUAUUAUUGACAGAAAUAUAUGUGACAAACAGUGAACUAGUAUAAUUUAAUGAAGUAUAUAGCUGAUCAUGGCAUAAUAUAUAGGAAAGAACAGUAUUUGGGACCUGGUGUGGAUUGAUUAGGUAUGUUGGAGAAAAGAGAUAGAAACAAAAUAAGAGAACACUGAACUUAACUGAAUUGAACUGAAGGAAAGAAAUGGAGUGAAAGUGUGUAUGAGAGUGUGUUUUGGGAGAACUGGGUGGAAGCCCAUUGCCCACGCAGGGCUGUGCUAUAUCGGAUAGGGGUGGAGUGUUCAGAGGCGCCGUGCGUGCGUGCGUACGCGUGUGUGUGCGCGCACGUGUGUGUGUGUGUGUGUGUGUGUGUCCGACCAGCAGUGAGCGCAGCAGUCUCAUUCUACGUCACAGCUCUCCGACAGCUACUGUGCUGAGCGCUGUGCUGUGCUGUGCCUCUGCCGUCCGUACAACUGGCUGCCGAUGUUUUUCCCUCGCUGUCUUUUACCACUCGAUCCGACCUUUCCGCCAAUCCUUUCUUUUCCUCCGGCGUGUGUGAUCCUGUGUGAUAUCUCCUCUCAGACCUGAGCUUCGUCGCUGUCCGUCGCUCCACUUGGAAGUAGCGCUGUCGACAUUUACGUGAUCUUUUUUCCCCCAUGCUUCAUUUUAAAGCGCCACUCGACCUGGCCGUGUAUUGAGCCUUCGUCAGGAGAGCCUACACAAAUGACACCCCGUCUUUGUGCCGUCAAGUGCCGUGACAAAGCACGCCGAGUAAGUACCGAGGCCAGGCGGAGAGGAGGAUGAACAUGUAUUAUGCGCCUGUAAUGAUACUGUAAGAUGACACCAGAGAGUGUGCGCCUUCUCCCUCGUUCUUUAUCGCUGUCAUUCUCCCUCCAGCUCGUGCUCAAUUGACAGUAAUGUGUGUGUUAUUACAUGUAGACCAAGAAAGUGAUGUUCAGCUGUCCAGGCUGUUUGUGUGUUUUGUAGUCUGACCCGCCAUCCUUGUGGUUCCAUAACAGAGCUUUGCAGCAGAACUGCGAGCUAUGCAUGUACAUAUGCAUGCACGUUAGAGUGUGUGUGUGUGUGUGCGCGUGUGUGAAUCCAUCCCCUUAGGACCUGAAAUAGCAAAGCACCGAGGUGAGGGGGGAGGGGAAGUCAGAAGCACAAGCAUGGAAACGUGCAGAUCCUGUUACAGGAUCAUAAUAUCGCUGAUGAUUCAGCGCGCACGCUCACUCACUCAUUCACUUGCUCGUGCACCCCUUUCCUUUGCACACUCACAUGCUCUCUCAUUCAUUCAUUCUGCAGCUCAUUCAUCCACUCAAGCAUGCACUCACUCACUCAUUCACUCACUCACUCACUUGUUCACUUCAUACAGAGAGUUCUCCUCUGCUUCUUCACUAACACAUUUAUAUUUAGUCUUUUGCGCUAUUGUGGAAGAAGUGCAUAAACAGUGCAAAGAAUUGCACAAAGAUAAAUGCAUAAAGAAGUCCCUCUAGGAUUUUGCGAUCGAACUUCAACAAACGCCGCAAUAUCUGGAGGAACUUGACAUUUUUCAAAAUUACUGCAGAUUUUUUUGCAGAUUUGGGCCAAGACGCAUCACAGGACAUCAUCACAAUGCACAUUCAGCCAAAGCCCUCUUCGACUCAAGUGCAUCAAACACGAGUACAGCUAAAAGGUCUCGUUCACCAACAAACAUCACUGCGAAAAACCAUGCAAAACAAUUUCGUACAAUUGCAGUUUUGCCAUUCAAGUAGAUUUCUGCAAGAAAAACACAAAAAAACUGCAAAUUGCAUCACAAUUUUUUAAAGAAUCUGCAGCAAAAUCAAGCAUUUUUGGCUGCAACAAUCACAAAAAAAACCUCUGUGAAAACCUGUAUGGAAUGAUAAAGUGUUAUCCUAGAUAUUGCUGGAAAAGUUAGGUCUUUAGACCUUUGCAGAUGGAAUGGAAGUAGAAACUCAGGGCACUGAAGCAGUGAAAUCUUUAUGAGCAUGCUCUGAUCUUUAAAAGACCUUUUUAACACAUUUUAUCCAUGUAGUCUUGUCCUUCACAUGAAAUGCCUCUUGUGUGGUGUUUAGUAUACAUUUUGCAGCAAGCCUAGCAGCACUGCAGUGUUUCCAGUUUCUGCUCUGACAGCCCUGUGUUCUCCUGUCCAAAGGCCCCAGCCUUGCUUUUACACUAAUUCUGGAUUUAUCCGGUGCUCUGUUUCACACGCGUAGCUACUGCCAGGAGUGGUAUCCAGGAAGCGAGCAGCAGCUGAGCCAUGCUUUUAAAGCUGCGCUGUAAAACCAAGUCAUCUUCGACUAUUUUAUGACACGAAUAAAGAAGAAUUAACAAACGCUCUUUUAAUGUAGCGUCGUUUCUGUUCAAGAUUUGAUGUCGAGGGCGUAUGGAAACAGGGUCAUUUCCGAGCGCUGGUGCAGCAGUGAUGGAGAGGCAGUUUGCUGUGUGUUUCUCAGUGUCUCUGUGAGCGAGGGAACAGAGUGUGCCGAGUGAGGUGGGAACACGGUGCACUCCGCUCUCUCUCUCUCUCUCUCUCUCUCUUUGUCUCUCUCUCUUUCUAUACACUCUCUCCUCCUGGUGUCACUCCUUAGUUUCAGGUCAGAGGCAAUAGGUAGCGGCUGUGUUUUAUUUUUAUUAUUAUUUUUUUUACACUGAGCCAGAACAAACUAUCCCUUCUUAAACCCCAAACUUAACCACUACACUACAACCUACUACAACUUGUCGUGGCAUUUCUCCUCUACUCUCUCAGUGACCUUUCACCCUAGAGAUGGAGGGAAGAGGAUGGAGGAGGAGAAAAUGGAGAAGAGGAAUGUGCAGGGUGGAGUAGUAAUGGCGUUUUAGUGCUACACAUACUGUAUCUGUCUCCACUCCUCAGAGUGAGUCACAGGGACCUGUUCAGCUGCCUUGACAUUUUUUUCUCACCAGUUCUCUGGAAGGGACUUUGAUUUGUGUUUUCUUCCCUAUUCGGAACUUGUGUCAUGAUUUUAUUUAUUCUUGCUUUCUCCUGGCAUUAAUGUAUCCAGCCAUCAUGAAUUCCAAAACAAUGUCUGUUUCUCUGUUCCCAACCAAACACAGAACGUAAAGGAAGAGGGCAGUAAAUCAGAAGAAAACCACUAACUUGAAUCAUGUUCCUUCCCUGUUUCCACUGAAAUGCCAGCAGCUGCCCAGGCUGCUGAGAUGGCUAGAAGGCUACUUUUUUUUUUAAAAGUCUCAGUCAAUUUUUACUCUUGCACCUAUUUGAAGUAUUUUGACUUUUUUAAUGGAAAUAUCACCCACCCUGAAUGGUAAUUUGACUUGAUUUGCUUGAUAUUUUAUCCUUCAGCUGUUGUCCUGCAUCUAAACAUUUCUUUUUAAUCAACAGAGGCAAAAAAACUGGAGGAAAGUGUUACUCAUUGACCUUGUUUUUCAUGUCUUACUCUUAAAAGUACAGUUUAUCUAUUCAUUUCUGAGUAGCUUGCGCUGUGUCUGUGAGCAUUGGAAUUCACCCAGCGACAGGAGACAGAACUUGUUUUGCUCUCCAACACACAUUUUUCUGUUUCACUUGCUUUACUUCAGAAGCAGUACACCAACAGAAAAUGUUUCUUUUUUUCUUCUUCUUCUUCUUUAAGUUCCCUCAUCCACACCUCCUUCUCUCUCUCCCUUCUCUUCCUCCCACCCUUCUCUCUCCCUCUUUGUCAUCUCUCUGGGCGGAUUCCCAGCUGACCAUGUUUGUCAUGGUAACAGGCAGCGAGGCAACAGGCCCAGCCACUUGCACUUCCUGACUGAGUGGAAAUGCCUGACAGAGGUGCGCCUGCGCGCUGUUUGCUUGCUUGUGUGUGUGUGUGUGUGUGUGUGUGUGUGUGUGUGUGUGUGUGUGUGUGAGCGUGAGCACACAGACAGGGCCAGGGUGCACGAAGCUGUCAGCCUGGAUUAGGUUCAAGCACACUGCAAUGCUGCCUACUGCUACUGGGCUUCACUUUAUGGUAAUGAGGAGAGGCCUCGGGAACAGGCUUCUUUCUCUUUCGCUUUUUUCCCCCUCUCGCUUUCUGUCUCUGUCUUUUCCUCUCUGUUUCUCUCUUUCCUAUACUGGUUUAAGUUCUACUUCUUGCUGUCCUUCACACUCUCUCCUUAUCUUUUUUAAAGCUUUUGCUUAGAUAACGGUGCUCAUGCUUGUUUUCCUGCCCUUGCCCUUUAUUAGAUGUGAUUACACUGACAAGAAGAAGAAUUAUAUAAUUUUAAAUAUGAAGACUACCUCACUGUGUUUCUCUAUAGCAUUUACAGGUCAAUUAUAUUAUGGGAUUGAAUGUACCAGAAUAGCACUCUCUCUUGUCUGUGAGGAAUAGGUUCAGACCAGCAUGUAAAAAUGCACAGUGAGAAUUGGGCUUGUCACUGGAGUAGUGUGAGUGAGAUUGCAUGCUCGAGGUAUAACAUGAAUGCCAUUAGUCCAAUAUGGAGCCAGUAUGGCCAAAAAUACAUAUGUUACAUAAACACUUAUGACACAAGCACAUGGGCCUUUCUUUGUAUAUAAAAUGUUUGUACUAUAUGUUUUUACUAUUAAAAAACAAUCAUGAACGUUCUCCUCUUCUUUGCAAACACAAUCAGGCUUGCAAGUCACUUGAUAAAUACAAGUCACGCAGUAUGCAACGCAGGUAUUUUCAAAACGUGGAAGGUCUCUGUAUUCUCAAUAGCCUACAAGAAUUUACAGCCUAAAAACUAUCGCAUUUUGAAAAUACCAGCAUUAGCCCGAUUGUGUUUGCAGAGAAAAAGAGAAGUUUCAUGAACCUGGUAAGUCUAAUUAUAUUUCAUGAAACUUUAAGCAUGAAGCAGGCAGUGCUCAAUAUGUUAUGCAGCGAAUGCUUGUGACAGAAUGUUGAUAGAAGGUGCAGCAUAUAAGUUGCAUGUGAAAAUCUUUUUUUUUUUUCUGUGAGACUGGGCUACUUUAGAAAUGAGGGCCAUGUUUUGCAAAUUUCCAAAAGUCCAUGCUUUUUAUUCAGCUAUUGAUCUAAAACUGAAAGAAAACAUUAAUCUGUAUGGGAAAAUACACAGACGUCUAUCACAGAACACCACUGCAUGGCAAAACGUCUUCUUUGAGGUCAUUUUAUUUAACGUUUCUUUCUCCAAAGUCGCUGGCAGCGCCAUAAUUGCCAAUAUCCUGACACUGGUUAUUCUCAGACUUUCAUCCUUUAGUCAUUGAGUCAUCAGCAUGCAAGUUAGUGGUCUAACUAGCAGCUAAACGGAUUCCACAGGCAAUUUGUUCUGACUGUUUCGUUAUUUAGAAAUUCUGACUUUAUAAACGGAACAAAACCUUUUAAGUGUUUGUACUGUAAAUACAGUGAAACUGAAAGGGAAUGUGGUAUGUAGUAGCUUGAGCAAUAACUGAAAAGCACAGAUGUUUGAUUGCUCGUAAAAUAUACAAAACUGUCAUUAAGUAUGUUUCACGGUGCAAGUUAGUAAUUAAAGUUUUAACCAGAUAUUAUAAUAUUAACCUUUGUCCAACAGCCCCCGCCCCCCCGUUCUCCCUCCUUUCCCAUUCUCACACUGUUGCACCGCUCUCUGUCUGUCUGACAUUGGUGCUGCUCUCUCCACAGCGCUGUACUGUUACAACAUGGCGGCCCCUGAGAUGGGCUGUAAAUCUGGUGUAUAUUCUGCUGGUACAGUAGCUGAGAGCUCUGUUUCCUAACACAAGGAAUGAGAGCGGCUUCGUCGCUACCCCUUUCUUUCGCCCAGCAUGCUGUUCUGCCUUUUCCGCUUCCCACUCUCUGUGCAUACUGGAGUAACACACAACACUGCGUUUUUCAUAUUACACACUCACACAACGAGCUCUUACUGAAACUCUGACACACACUUGCCUCCCUCUCUUAGCAGCAAUCUCAGGAAGCAGUAGUCAGAACAGGAUUCCUGUAAUUGCCCCUAUUUCAGUGCACCGCUCCUCUCUUUUUAAGUUGUAACGUGAGUCGCUGUGUGCUCUUUCUUCUCUGCGGCCACCGUACAGAUAUUGUAGGCUCUCACCCCAGUGGAGGCUCAGAAUGCUAAUAUGAUGACAGCUUGCGGGCCAAUGUCAUGGCAACAAAGCUACAAUCUGAUAUAUGUUGGGUAAAGGAGCAAAGCGGAAGCUAGAUGAGGAUGAUGAGGGAGUGGAAGGCAAAGCGCUGGCGAUGGCUGACGGCCUCUCCAAGGUCUCAUACACACUGCAGAGGCAGACCAUCUUUAACAUCUCACUGAUGAAGUUGUACAGUCAGCGUGCGUUGACCGAGCCGAGCCUGGAGAAGCGUGUGCUCAUCAACAACAUGUUGCGGCGCAUUCAGGACGAGCUGAAGCAGGAGGGCAGCCUGCGGCCACUCUUCUUUCCUCCCUCGCCUCCUCCAGACCACCAAAUGGACGAAGGAUUCCGGGAAGCGCAGCCUGCUUUUGGUGUACUCUCUGUGGUGGCUCCACCUCCUGUGCUAUCCCAGCAGCCCCCAGUCCCACCUCCGUCCCCGGCUCUAGCCAGCCCCACGCCGCUGGAUGCUUGCCUCACCCCGGCAUCUUUGCUGGAAGAGGACAGCGCUGUGUUUUGCACUUCUCCCUCUUCACUCCAUCAUUCUCCAUCCAGACUCCGCCCUCCAAUGGCCACUGACAGCUUCUCCUCGGCCCUGGAUGAAAUCGAGGAGCUAUGUCCAUCAUCCACAGCGGCAGGGUCUAUCACUACCUCCUCACUCACUGUGCCCCUUCACAUGCCCCUCCAGCCCUCCAACCAGCCCACCACAGCCUCAGACUCCAAAAACUGCACCAAAUCCUGCAGCUCAAAGCCGGAGGGGCCGAGCCCACUAUCUGUGGAGCGGUUAACAACAGGUACAGCAGGUACAGCAGCUACUGAGCCCAGAGGGAUGGACACUCUCCCUACAAGUGGCUUGGACAUGAGCACUUUGCCAUCCUCCUCUUCUUCCUCAGGCUUCCUCACCGAUCUGGCCCUGGACGAUAUUCUUUUCGCUGACAUUGACACCUCCAUGUACGAUUUUGACCCAUGCACCUCGGCAGCAGGGGCCACCCCAUCCAAACUAUCACCUGUGGUGACGGCUGAUGACCUCAUCAAGACUUUAACCCCCAACCAGCCUUUCAAAAUGGACCUCACUGAGCUGGACCACAUCAUGGAGGUGCUGGUAGGAUCGUGACCACAUUUGGCUGGGAAUGCAAAAAUAAAUCUUUUUUUUUUUAGAUACAAAUUUUUACAAACUCUUAAAUACUUAUCUCUGUGGGUGUUUUGUACAGUUUUUAUUUUUAAGGCAAGGCAAUUGUUAUAAUGAGUCGUGAUGUCACCCAGUACUACUUUUCAACACUGUGCAUGCACUGUGCUUGCCUUUCCAAAUAUGAACAUGAAGGAACACACUUGGCUUCUGUCAGAUUCGAGUGCCUUCAUCAAGAAUGACCACUUGGUAAAUUCCUGUCUUUUUUUUUUUUUUAAACUAUUGUCUGUACUUAAUUUCUCAAAUAAGCAGAGAAGGAGUAGCAGCUUUCUUUCUCCUCCUCAGCAUACAGGUGCAAGAAUGUGCUUAACCAAGUCUAUUUUCGUAUAACUCUCAUUUUCAUAAAGCACAACGAAUUUAAAAGAGGAACUUGGUUUAUGUGCUUCUUUAGUGUUAUUGUUCAUAUGAUAAUAUUAUAAAGAAAUAUUUAAGUGAAUUUGCUUAAAAUUGAAUCUUGUGAAAUAACUUGUACUCUUUAGUAGGAAAUGGACAUACUUUACCCCAACUGAUGUAUUUAUACAUGAACUUUGGUAUGAGAUUUACCUUUAAACAUGUUUCAGAUUAUCUGCAAUGGUGAUUUGGGUCCGGCAAUAAGUGCAAACUGUGCAUUUCUUUUAAUGUGACAAGGAGUUCUCUUCCUCAUCAGAAAAAAAAAACAAGUCAAGGUUGAGUCCUAUUAUGCGAUGCAAAUGCCCAUAACCGCCGCCUUUUUUGUUUUCAGGUUUCCAUUUUUUUUUUUUUUUACAUUUAUAUUAUUUUAAAAAUGCAAUUUCCUGUAAAAAUAUGACACUAACUUAUAAGUAAGGGCCUGUAUGUGCCUGAUAAUGCAAUUUCAUUCAUUUAAUAAUUUAUGUCAUAAGCAGCCUCAAAUUAACAUUGAUUUAAAAAAUAAUCAAAAACAAAACAUUUUCUAUUUCUAACAUUGGUAUUGCUUGUUUUAUGAGCAUUUCCUUCACCUUCUCCUUUGCCAGCGGUACAUUAUUCAUAUUGCAUGCAGGAUUGCAUCAGAACUGUAAAAAAAAAAAAAAAAAAAAAAAAAGGACAAAAAAAAGGAAAGCGGUAGGAUUUUAGACAAGUGGGUUUUAUUUGACCUUAUGCAUACCAUUGAUUAAGUUUUGCCUAUGGUCACCAUGUCCUGCCUAUGGUCACCAUGUCCUGUUCCUUGUUGUCUCUCUUGAUGGUUUUGGACCAGUAGAAAUGGUCAGAACGAUUGGGGACAUAAACAUUGGAGAUUCUGAAUUUAAAACAUGCAUAAGUGAUGCUUGUCUACUGUUAUGGUUCAGAUUACCAGAGGGGAAUUUUCUAAUUUAUAUUUCUGAACGUUUGCAUUACCAGCCUUGAUUACAUGGUUAAAAAGCCUGUGUGCAACAAUAGGCAACAUAUGCCUUUAGCUCUAAAACCCACUGCGAACCACUUAAUGCAAUCAAACUGGAUGUAGGCGAUUUAGACUUUGCAUUUUCAGUUCAUUUCUGACUAAUCACAUCAUACAUGUGCAAAGGGACCAUUUCUCAUAUCAGCUGCUUAGUAUUAUAGACCUGUUUACUGGAGAGUGCUGUUAAUCAGUGAUGACUUUGCAACAAAUAUCAUUUCCCGUCGCAGAUUUCAAGAGGAUCUUGGCUUCUUAGUGUAGGUUCACACAGGCAUUAUCAGACAGUGAACUGUAAUACUGGUUCUUUACUAGUGUGACCAUUUUAGAUAUGGGAUUCGAAAUGUCUAUUUACAGAGAAGCCUUCAGUGGGAGUAACGGAUCACAUCCUAUAGUGCUCAAGAGAUUAUAUAAGAAUUUGAAAAGAUGAUGAUCAGGAAUAGUGUAAAGCCAAGAGGGCAAUACUAAUACUAUUCAUUCAUAAUUAUAAUAACUGAUUAUUUUAAGUUGUUUGGAUUUGGAGUGAUUUUUGUUUUAAAUUAUUUAUUUUUCAUUUCCUGUGUAAAUAUAUUUAUUUUGUUGUGAAUCUACCAUCUGGAUUGUAAUGUGUACAGAAUGUAUGGUAGGAAUGUACCCUGCUUAUAGGAAUGUAUUAUACAAUGAAUUUGGUUGGAAGCCAUGUUUUUUUCUGUUUUGAAAAUGUAUUAUUUUUAUUUCUGUUUUGUUUGCUAUAUUAUAAUUUUGGGGUGGUGUUUGUGGCACUGUUUAGGUCUGCACUCCCUACCCCUGUUUAAAUAUGAGUAUUUAAUGUCUGUGUACUUCAUAGUGUGCAAGGGGGGAAAAUUGUGAAGCAAUACUUUAUUCUCUUCAAAAACUUUGAGGUUCAGACUCCAAAGCUUAUUUUUAGGAAAGUCUAUCUAUAACCCUAAAUGCCAAAACAUAUGAAGAGCAGAGUUGACUGCUUUGUGAUGCCGGUUACUGUUAGUAUGACAUGGUGUCUCCCUGUCUUCAGCCUAUACCCUGUUUGCGGAAACAUGGGGGGGGGGGGGGGGGGGUAUGGAUGUGUGUGUUUCGGGGGUGUUAGGGGGGUCCACUUUUCUGCUCAGUAAGAGAGGCUGUAUUUUUCACAGACCUUGGGAGCUGUGCCUUUUCUAUGCAAUUACCAACAUAUUCAUUUUGAGGAAAACCCACCCACCAACUGAUCACUGUAUUUAAAACAAGGUGUGGACUGUAGAAUAUAUAUAAAAUAUGGACAGGUGUCUAUGAAUUUGAAACAGUCUUACUUUUGUAGUUUUAUAUCAUACAAUAAACUAUUCGAAUUAAAAUUCA